This is a messenger RNA of Amoebophrya sp. A120, 4297 nucleotides long. The record is from the annotation of a GenBank genome assembly. Lineage: Eukaryota; Dinophyceae; Syndiniales; Amoebophryaceae.
AUGGCAAGCGACCGCGAGAACCAAAAAUCCGCCAAGAAACCAGCUUCGCUGGGACUGGUCGUAAUCGACCCGGUGCGCGAUUUUGUCACGUCAGACGGUCCGUUUGUCCGCAAGUACGGGGAGGAGGCAUGUUGUCCUCUGCAGCAGCUGGUGCGCAAAACGCUCCCGGAGCUCAUCGCCACAGCCUUGCAGGCUGGUAGUCGCGUCGACUGGAUUCUCCUCGUCAGGAGCGAGUACCGGCGUUCGCAAUUUGCCAGUGGUGCUGGAGGAGAUGUUGACGUCGACCCCCUUAUGGACUUGUGCACCACAGAUGAGGGCCGCGGCUUUGCGGACGAAAUACGUGAUGUGAUCCGGAAUCGCGGUUAUUUCUUAAUGGAUCAUUGGUCGAAACAUCGCGCCAGCGGCGAAAAGCCUUUUCUGCUACUCCUAACCAAGUGUAGCAACGACAUCUUCAACUGCAGCGAUUCGCAGAAGAGCGCACUGCGAGCGCUUCUAACUGACACUGCUACAGAGGAAGUGCUCGUGACCGGCUUGACCCUCACCAGCUGUGUGCAAGAAUCUGUCAAAGCGAUGGCGCGCCAGAUAAUUCUUGACCCUCAUUCAUCUGCGACGAGGAUUAUUGUUGCACGGGACGGCGUCGCGUCGCGUGCGGGGCAUGGGCAGGACGAGCGUGCUAUCACACAGAAAAAAGCUGGCAGGUCAUAUUUGUAGUGCAAAAAUAAAUGGACAAAAAAAUUUGUAUUGCAUGCCCUAAAUAGCAUGCUAUGAGGCCGCCCAUGACAGAUCUUUCUGUGUGUUUAUUUUUGCAUUACAAAUCUGCCCUGCCAGCUUUUUUCUGUGGGAUACGUGCGGAACAAAUUUUCGAAGAGCUGCAGAAGGAUUUCGGGGUUGAAAUCGUCGAUACUUGGAAAAGCGUCGUUGAUGUUGAAGGGAGGUGUUCAUCGAAUAACAACAACAAGUCGUUGAUUACUCGAGAAGCUGCAGGAGGACAUCAAACCGAAACCGCGUCGAACCUUUUACCGGAAGUAGCGAGACUGAAGAAAUAUGCUGAACAGGUCGUUGCAACACGACUAGCAGGAGCACCGCCCCGCGUGGUGGGCGACAAUUUCGCUGUCGAGCCGCCGUCGGAAGAACGAAUGAAGAAAAGAAGAAGCGGGUUUCUACAUUCAGAUGGGGGAGGACCUAAAGAUUUUCCACCCGCGGCUCCUCCCGUUGUGGGCAUUUACGGAGUUUCCGGCAGCGGAAAAUCCUACAUCUUGGACCAUUUACGUGCGACCUACGGCAAGAACCUGUUUCUCUUCAUCGAUGGCAAGGAGCGGAUUGCUUGUGCAGUGGAGAGACUUGGUUACAACGAUGCGUCUGGGAUGAAUCAAUCCUCCAGGAACUACCAUGUGUCUCCGGAGCUGAGGCCUUUAAAUGAACCUUUAGAUGAGCAGAAAGAGGACCGUUUACUGAAGCUCUUCGCUACUCUCUCUCCCGCGGACAAAAUCCUCGUGCGUGAGAGCGCGAUUAGUGAUAUCGCAGCGAGCGCACGCGCGUCGCAGAAAAUUGCAGUCGUUGCCGGCCACUACGCUUUUCCGACGCUGCUGUCGUCCUCGGAUGGUGAUGAGCCCACUUCAUCUUCUUUCGAGACCGCUUUCACAAAUGCCGACUCUGAGGUUUACACACACAUUUUCUACCUCCGGACCCCUGCGUCUGAGAUUCUGAAGCGGUGCACAAAAGACGCAGAAACGGGGAAGCGAGUGCGAAAGGUUCUACUCAAAGAGAAAACGGAGAUGGUGGACGCUUGGAUGGCCUUCGAGGAAGCAGGAUUAGCGCAGAAAAUGUCCUCCGCCCACAGCAAGUUUAUUCUCAAGUUAGCUGCGGAUGACUACGCAAGUUACGAUCGGGUGGUAGCGGAGUGGUUACUCACGAUCCACGAAAGCUUCAACAAUCAACAGGUCGUCCCUGCGGUCCUGGAUUUUGGCCUCAAAAAUCUUCGUCCAGUCAAGAACCCCACGAUCGAAACCUACCUGGUCUUUGACGCCGACAGAACACUCGCUCCCAUGGAUACAGGAGCGCUUUUCUUCGAGCUGUUGGAAUCCGAGCUACAGAAGCGAGGGCGAGAAGAUAUGCAACUGCAAGGGCGGUUCUGUAGCAGAAGUAGCACGGCGAAUAUUACUCGUCUGGAAACCAUCUUCACUGCUUCGUACAAGUACACCGAGUUUUAUGCAAUGCAAAAGUAUCGCACUAGUAGAAAUCGCAUUACAAAUUCGGUCAGCAUGACAAAUGAAAUUUGUCAUGCUGUUUUACCUUGGUAUGGAGAUUUGUGUAUGCAUGAAUGCAAUUACUACGAAUACGAUACUUUUGCACAGGAUAAUUUUGUUUCGGCAGCAAAACUCUACGCCGACGUGCUCGAGGUGCUUGGACCCACAAAGUUCCGCAAUCUGUGUAGUCAAGUCGCGCACAAGGUAUCGCAAUCACUGUACCCGGAGUUCCGUGACCUGAUCAAACAGAUAGUGGCGUCACGUGAUAUUGGAAAUGCGAACAAGCUGCAGAUCGUCAUCGUCACGUGCGGCCUGAGAGUCGUCUGGGAACAAGCUGCGAGUGCCGCGGUUUGUCCUGGCUCAUUUCCACUUUGUCCCUUCGUGGUUGUCUUGGGCCUCGACCCCGAACGAAAUACUCCCGUCAUUAUCAAUCCUGCGGCGAAGCUGAAAGUUGUGGAGCAUUUGCGGCAGAGAAGCCCUGGCUGUCGAAUUUUGGCGUUUGGGGACAGUCCGCUGGAUAUUCCCAUGUUGCGGGGAGCGGACUACGGCUACGCGCUGGUUGGCACGUCGAAGAGCUUCGCAGCGGAAUUGAAGCGCAGUUCUUGUGGACAUCAGCAGCUUCUGGAUGAGAUGAGUGCUCGUUUUCGUGUGCGCAAGCUGGAUCUCCUGUCAACAUCCUCGAAGAUGAAAACUGCGACGAAUGCGGUGGCCUUGUCCUUAUUUCUACCAGAAGCGACCAUGGACGAAGUCCGGGACCUGGUGUUCCACUGUGGUAUUGAAAACCGUGGUAUGAACUGCAAAUAUGUCUGGGUCUGGGAGAUUCCGAGAUUUGUCAUGCUAGUCUGGCAUGACUCUAAACUCUGUAUUGCGUGUCAACGAAGAGUUCCCCUUGUCUGUCAUGCAAAAACGCAGUUUCUCAUGCGGAGUACGCAACUCUGAACUACGGAAAAACUUGUCAUGCUGGGGAGCGCAUUACAGGGUGCUUAAUAUUCCCUUCCUUGCAUCACAAAUUUCCAGACCCAGACGUAUUUGCAUUGCAUACGUGGUCCGGCGCCGUCACCUCCCAGCACGGUUAAGAAUGGUCCGACGGUCCUCGUCCCAGGCGAUCAAGAAUCUCCAUCUCGCGUUUUCUAUCCAAGAAAAAAACGUUGUUAGUGUAAAUUUGUGGUGCGCAACAUGCAAGAUGAUUGCGUCUGUCAUGCUUGGCGUGCGUCGUAGGGUCCAUUAAAGGGCGUUUUCGCGUACUAUUUGCGCUUGACAGGUUUUUGCUGUCAUGCCAGACAAAUUUGUAAUGCUGUUCCUCCAAAAAAGUUACACCUACAAUGUUUUUUUCUUGGAUAUUUUUCGUGCCAGCAGCACUGGUCCUCGUGCGACCGCGGCGAAUAAAGACAGUCUAGGAGAAAAAUUCGUUGAGCCUGCCAUGCAGCGUUCCCGGACCGGAAUUAUAUCGGCGAAGACGUGUGCAUCUUCUUCUAAAGCUUUGUGGAGUAAGACUGUCCGUAAUUGUUCCACUUCCGGUCGUGGUCCACCAGCUAUGACGAGCCAAGAUUUCGAUUUCUUCGCGCUGUGUUUUGACGGGUCAACCCUGCCUUCCAGCCAAAUUUUGGCGACGAAGAUGCGCGACGCGGCAAACGCCGGGCCGGCCUUGGGCGCUAUCCACACCGAGGUCGGGAAAUACUUGGCGCUGAAGAUGCUGGAUUGUUUUGGGGACGAGUUUUUGGGAAUGUGCGAUAUCAAGCAUGUGCAGGUACGUAAGGAAGUUUCUUUUUUGUCGCAUUGUGCAUAUAGUAGUUCUUGGGACGACCACCAGCAGGCCUUGAGCCAGUCGAAAUUUCCUCUCACCGAAUGCAGUACUAUCAUGAUCACCUGCCUCCAUGUAGGUCGACCUCGUCUUGCAGUACUGGAAACAAACAUUUAAAAAUCGCGCUCUUCAAGAAAAACCUUUACAUCAUUUUCAAACAGGGGCAUCUUUGUCCCGGUGGAGGUUUCGAACCGGACUUCUCCUUUGGUCAAAACAGCCGGAUGUUGAAAAAAGCCAGCAUUCUCGCCAU